AUAACAACCAGAAAUUGUGAAAACAAACAAAAAUCUAAUUUUCAAAAGUUCUUGAAGUAAUGAUGUGCAGCUCCCAUGAAAAAAUAAACCAAAUCUGAGCGGCUUCAUUUUAAAUUUGCCCAAAAUAAUUACUUAAAACAACAAAUUAUGGACUCUCUGCUUCAGGUUUGUUACAUAAGAACCCUAAAGGCCUGAAUGUGCUUCAGCUGCAGCUUUAGGUUGAAGCGUUCAGUCAUGAUGUCUUCAUCAUGUAAACACCACGUGGACGUGUUAAACUCUGGAUGUUCAGCUGAUAAGUUUAAAACAUUACAUUUUCUUAAUUGCUGUGAAUAAUAACGUGUAAAUUCCUAAAUCCUCUGCCGAGAAUGUGUUUGGUGUCUCGUCUGACAGCUUUUACUGUAUUUAUUUUGUCACUUUUCCAACUUUGGGGCUUCAAGAAGGAUGUGAGACUCGGGGAGGUGUUUUCUCUCCUCGUCUGUUUCCCCUCCCCUUCGUUUCCACUCGCCUCGGCUUCAUUUCUCUCCUCUCCCUCGGAUCAGUUGCUGCAGUGAUGAACCGGCUGCCUGGGCUCCACUUCUCCUCCUCAUCCUCCUCCUCGUCCAGCAGGGACUCUGUCGGAGCCUCUGGGGGGAAAAGCCGAGCAGAUCACCAGCUGUAACCGACUCCUGGAGCUGGAUGUGAAGGGGACGGUCAUGAUCGACUGGCCCAAUGUGACAGCGUCCGGCUACCAGGAGCUGGACCUGAACUCCGAGGAGCUGCAGAAGUCCAAAUGUGUCCUGGGCUUCAUCCCCGUCAUCUACUACAGCGUCCUGCUCUGUGUGGGAGUUCCAGUAAACAUCCUGACAGCGGUGGCGUUGUCCAGGCUGGCGAGUCGCACCAAGAAGGCCCUCUAUUAUUACCUCCUGGCGGUGACGGGAUCAGACAUCCUCUCACAGCUCUUCAUCAUCUUCGUCGGCUUCCUGCUGGAGACGGCAGUGUUCCACCGGGAUGUCCCUGCACUCCUUCUGCACUCCAUCAGUGCCGCUGAGUUCGCCGCCAACCACGCCUCCAUCUGGUCCACCGUCCCCCUCACCGUGGACCGCUAUGUGGCACUGUGCCACCCGCUGCUCCACCGGCAGAUCAGCUACCCGGCUCGAGCCCGGAAGAUCAUCGCGGUGGUUCUGAUGUUAUCGCUCGCAUCGGGCGUUCCUUUCUUCUGGUGGUCGGACAUGUGGAGGAACAGCCACCCGCCCACGGCCCUGGACACCGUCCUCAUAUGGACACAUGUGACCAUCAUCUACUUCCUGCCCUGCAGCAUCUUUCUGGUGCUGAACUCUUUGAUAAUUCGCACCUUGAGGGCGAGGCAGGCGCUGCAGCGCUGCCAGGAGGACUGUGGGCUGAAGUCGGCGCCACCUCAACGGCUCGGUAAAACCACAGCGAUGCUGCUGGCCAUCACCUCGGUGUUCUCAGUGCUGUGGGCCCCCAGAACUGUGGUGGUCAUCUACCACCUUUACGUGUCCUCGGUGCACCGGGACUGGAGGAUCCACCUGGCCUACGACCUGUCCAACAUGCUGGCCAUGCUCAACACGGCCGUCAACUUCUUCCUGUACUGCUUCGUCAGCAAACCUUUCCGUGACGCCGUUCGGGACGUGGUGCUGCUGCGAGGCGGACCGCUGUAUCCUCGCCGAGCGCUGCCUCAGCACCAGGCGCCCACCAACGCCUCCAUGUCCUCCCUGUACAGUGGAAAAAACAAGCGCUGGCAACGGGAGUCCACCCCGCUGUCACCUCGCAGGGCCAGGAAGCCCUCGUGACCUCCUUUAAUCAUAACCAGCAGCCGUCCCACGGCCCCGGAGUUCUCCGACCCCAGAGACCAGCGCUUUGCUCCAGCAGCUCUCACAGGGCCUCAGAUGAACUGAACGUUUUCUGUCUGGUAAAAUGUGACCUGCUGUUGUUUGUCCUUGUAAAUCAGAUCAGAUGACAGGCAGCGGAUUUAUUUUCUUUGAAAAUAAAAGAAGUUAUUUUUCCCUUUUCCAUA
Messenger RNA from Acanthochromis polyacanthus (spiny chromis), 2014 nucleotides. RefSeq names its product G protein-coupled receptor 142 (gene gpr142). Gene Ontology annotation, cellular component: membrane. Gene Ontology annotation, molecular function: G protein-coupled receptor activity. The coding region runs from base 693 to 1790 and encodes 365 amino acids. NCBI's taxonomy places the organism in Eukaryota, Metazoa, Chordata, Actinopteri, Pomacentridae. The transcript is spliced from 3 exons. Gene Ontology annotation, biological process: G protein-coupled receptor signaling pathway. The record is from RefSeq and is a predicted model, not a curated record.